GACACCCUACACAGCUUCAGGGUGCCGUGCCCGAUUUGGGGACACCCCCCGGGUCCCUUUCCCUCACCCCCUCCCCCCCCCCAGACCCCCCCGUGGUGCUGCCGGAGUCGCGCUGCACGGCGGGGGGCGAGGGCGUGCGCUGCGUCUGCGCGGCGGCGGCGGUGCCCGAGGCGGCGGUGGUCUUCGAGCUGCCCUCCCGCAACCUCACCGUGGCUGAGGGGCACCGCGACUUCGCUGCUGCCCCCCGGGGGCCCGGGGGGGCCGUCACCGGCAUCCUCACCCUGCGGGGGGCCCUGGAGCCCCGGCUGGCCGUGCUCUGCGCCGCCCGCAACCCCCACGGCACCACCGCCCGCCAGCUGCGCUUCCACCACCCCGGUGGACUGGUGUGGGCCAAGGUGGGGCCGGUGGGAGCCGUGGUGGCCUUCGCCAUCGUCAUCGCCCUCGUCUGCUACCUCAGCCAGAGCCGCCGCAAGAAGGGGGCGGGAAGCCCCGAGGUGACGCCAGUGCAGCCCCCGCCCGUGCCUGGGGGGGACCCUGACCUCGACCUGCGUCCCCAGCAGGCCCGGUGGCUGCGGGGGGCCGUGGGCCGGUGGGCGCUGGGGGCACGGGAGGGGCCGGGAGCCCCCCCGGAGCCGCCCCCCCCCAAACCGGGCCGGGGGUCCCCUGAGGAGCCCCCCGAGUACGCCGAGAUCCGGGUCAAGUGACCCCGCCCCCCACCCGCUGGCCACGCCCACCGCCCCGAGGCCACGCCCACACUCCUUCAGUUACGCCCCCCGCUGGCCGGAGCUGCUGCUGCUGCUGCUGGAGCCUCAGGCUCCGCCCACUCGCCUCUGGCCACGCCUACUGCCGGCUGGACACGCCCACAUCUGGAUGGACACGCCCACUGCCGGCUAUGCCACGCCUGCCAGGCUCCCAUUGGCGUGCUGCCCACUGGCUCCACCCACCAGCUGCCAGGUGUGGCCGGGAGGCCCCGCCCCUCCAGGCAGGCUCCAGCCCCCGUCGUUAUUUAUUGCCCCCUCAUUAACGCCACUAACGAGUGCCCCACCCCCGUGCCCUCUGACCCCCAGACCCCAAUAAAGAGGAGGUGGCCGA
Molecule: messenger RNA, 1092 nt
Organism: Oxyura jamaicensis (ruddy duck)
Lineage: Eukaryota; Metazoa; Chordata; Aves; Anseriformes; Anatidae
Product: Schwann cell myelin protein-like
Exons: 4
Source: RefSeq, a predicted model, not a curated record